This is a messenger RNA of Gymnodraco acuticeps, 3256 nucleotides long. RefSeq names its product post-glycosylphosphatidylinositol attachment to proteins 6 (gene pgap6). The transcript is spliced from 13 exons. The record is from RefSeq and is a predicted model, not a curated record. Gene Ontology annotation, cellular component: plasma membrane. Bases 1 to 2307 code for a protein of 768 amino acids. Lineage: Eukaryota; Metazoa; Chordata; Actinopteri; Perciformes; Bathydraconidae.
AUGGAAAUGUGUUUUCUACGUGCUCUACUUUUCGUCGCCCUGUCAGCUUGGAUUUUAGCAGACGAUGGACAGGUGACAUUUGUCUCAGAGCUCUCGUCCAAACCGGCUCAGAAGUUGUCAAAGUACGGUUGGUAUGGCAACGUGAGGCUGCAGAGGUUUCAUAUACCAGAGGAAACUGCCAUCGCCCGCUGGCUGUUCUCCGUCACCAAGGGCAACAACUUCAACUGUGGAAAGCACAAUGUCACCAUCCAUAUCCAAUACGGUGCUCCUCCAGUCAUAAAUCCAACAGGGAAGGUGUUUCCCAAUGCGACACUAUGGAGCCCCCCUCUGUCUCUGAUCCUACCGGUGACAUCACAAAGCUCCACGACCUUUAACCUCUCCAACCCUGCUCCCGGAGACUGGUUCGUUGGUGCCCACCUGCCUGAACAUGAUGGGCGUAUUGAGCAGAAGGGGUUUCCAUCUUGUUCGUACCUCUUCCAGCCGCAGCUGUCAAUCAGGAGAGCGGUGGACACUCCCAUCAUGCAGCAGGGCACAUUCCUCCAGCAGACCGCAGCUCCUGACACACCUGCACGCCUUAAGUUGUAUGUUCCAGAGUUUGCGUCCUCCCUCUCGGUCUCUGUGUCGGACUGUUCCUCUGGUGAGGCGGCAGAUGAUGGGAACUGUUCCCUGGUGCUCCGGCUGGGCUCCACCUCCCUGCAGCAGCGCCCGGUAACAGUGAACUGCUCAGGGAUUGGCUGCUCAGCUACUCUUUCCAACCCGCCUUGGGAUACCUGGUUACGGGUUGUUGUGGAGAGCAGCCUAGGCAACCGCACCGUCACCUUUAGUAUCGUCUCAAACUACACAGUGGGGUGUAAGCCAAAAAGCGUCGGCCUUAAAGUAGAUGACGACAUCAACAAGCUCCGCAGCAAGAGCAACCUCACCAACUCAACAUCAGCCGACAACGACACGGUGGUUACGGACGCGGUCGCCCCGAGCAACGACUCAGCAUCCCUGUUGACGCCGCUGCUGGCGUCGGCGUGCGUGUGGAGCAUCCCCAUCCUCUACGAGGAGCUGGAUGUCCUGUCCAUGCGCUUCACUCCCGCUAACGGACCCAACGUCAGCGUCACUGACACACACCCUACGCUGCUCACCUACCCCCUGCACACACAAGCAACCGGGGGGACGCUCAACCUGCAGCUCACACUCAACACUACUAAUAUAACCGUGGCUAACAGCAGCAGUGUGGUGGCCUGUCUCUCUCCCUGGGCUCCAGUCCUCGACCUGAACCACUCUCAGCCCUGCCGCACAGCUUUGUUCGGUGGGUACGGAGUCCGUGUGAACGUCAGUGAUCCUAAAGCUGUGGUCAGGCUGCCUUUCCCUCAGUCAGCAACAUGGUACCUCACCCUGCAGCUCACAUGCAACAGCAGUGACUGUGGUAAUGCCUCCUUGGUGUCUGUGGUCCCUGAGGUGUUCAUCAGUGCCUGUGUGGAGGACUGUGGGACAUAUGGAGAAUGUAGACUGCUCAGAUCCUACAGCUACCUGUACGCCACCUGUGACUGCAAGACUGGGUGGAGCGGGUGGGGCUGCACCGAUGGCUCCUCAGCUCAGUCGUACGGUCGCCAGCUGACGGCCACUCUGCUGCUCACGCUCAGCAACCUGGCCUUCCUGCCCGCCACCGUGGUGGCCGUCAAACGCUGCUUCAUCCCCGAGGCCUCCGUCUACCUCUUCACCAUGUUCUUCUCCACGUUCUACCAUGCUUGUGACCAGCCGGGUGUAGCAGUAAUGUGUAUAAUGGACUACGAUGCCCUGCAAUACUGUGACUUCCUCGGGUCAAUCUGUUCCAUUUGGGUCACCAUCCUGUGCAUGGCCCGCAUCAAAGACAUAUUCAAAUAUACUCUGUUUAUGCUCGGGGCUCUGCUUAUAGCCAUGUCAAUGCAGCUGGACCGAAAAGGCCUGUGGAACCUGCUGGGCCCUGUCAUCUGUGCCAUACUGCUCAUGGUCACUACCUGGGUGUACCGAGGGGUGCGGCGCCGACACUGUUACCCACCUUCUUGGAGGCGCUGGGUCCUCUUCCUGAUCCCCGGAGCAGUCUGCGCUCUUGUUGGGGUUUGUUUGUACAUUUUUGCUGAGACGGAAGACAACUACUACUACACACACUCACUGUGGCACAUCCUGGUGGCCAGCUGCGUGGUGUUCCUGCUGCCGCCAAAGGAGAAAAACAGGGAGGCGCUGGGCUGGAACAGAGGCUGGACCUGGAGCUGGAGACCCCAGGUCUGUGGCUACACGCUAUGUCAGAAUGACAAGGACGAACUCUACACUGUCACGUAGUAGGACAGGAACCACUGUAAGGAAGUGACGAAGCAUUGAUAGUGUAACGGCACUGCGAACAAUCACAAAGGGUAAAAAGACACACGGGUAGGGUAACCUCUGUCAUUUUUUUAACUGCAUCCUAUUUACACUUGUUUUUCUGUCUAAGUGGGAUGGGAACACCAUUUUUUUUUUUAAUUGGCAGCUAUAGCUUUCUUGCGGGGUCUACAACGAUCGUUCAUGGCAAAUCCGAAACUUCAGAGAUCGUUAGAUAAAAAUAUCUAAAAAGUAUAAACAGCCAAACCGUCAGGUGGCACACCAACUGACCUUGGCCCUCAUGACGGUCAAUUGUACAUAUUGUGUAUGUACAUAUUGGCUCCAAAAUGUAUCUUUUGAAUAUUUAUUAAGAAUUAUAUUAAAUAUUUAAAUCUUUAUAUUCUGCCUAUUGUAUGAUAAAGUAUAACAUAUUUAUAGUCAAUUUAAACACUCCUCAUUCUUGUAUCCUCUUAUAUUGUCUUUUUCCACCCAGGCCUGGGCUAAACCUUUAUGAUCUAUUUUAAGAUAUGCUUCUAUUUUAACCGCCAUGUGGUUUAAACAGCCUUUAAAAUUUUAUAUUUACUAGCUAAUAACAAAAUGAUUAGUUAUUUCAAGCUUUUUUCUGCAAAAUGAAUCAUUGAAUAAAAGUGAUCAAAACAGCUCAAAUAAAUUGCUUAAAGGGGCCCUAUUAUGCUUUUGGGGGUUUUACCUGUAGUUUGUUAUUUAGGUCUUUGUGCAUGUAAAUGGUCUUCAAGGGCUAAAAUCCCAAAGUUGCCUCCAUGAGUUUCUCUCCCACACACUCUCCCUAAUCAGAGCAGACUGGGCUUUUUUUUGGAGAAAAAAAAAAGUCGGGGCCCCCCCAACAUAAAUAGUCACGUAAUGGGCCAAGUUAACAUUUAUUAAAAUAGAUCAAUAUGAACGUGAGCAUUCCUUU